UGGAAUACGCUGGCCCCACCAGUCUUGUGACUUUAAAUGAUCAAAUGAUUAUUGCAUCACCCUCAUCGAAAUGUUAUUGGCUGUAUAAGGCAGACCCCCUUGCAUCAUCACUCUGACGUGCCAAUCUCCACUCUUUCCAACAACACUGAUCUCAGAACACUGCGUCAAUGAAAUGGGACUAUCACUCACUCUCUGGUCUUCCUUAAAAGAUAUCAGGUGGAUAGCUGUGAUUUAUCAUGCAGUGGGAGGUGUUUAUUUGCAUAUCCACUACUCAAGCAGAUGGAAGCCCUAUGGACAUAUUCAUUUCCUUUAAGCAUUAAAGUUUAACUGAGGUAGACCCCAGAGAACCCUGGCAACAGCGGUGGGAGGAGCAUAGUAACCUUAUCUGACCCUGCUCCUGCUCCAGCCCUGUUUUAAAAACCUGACAGGCAGAAUGACAUCCAGGCACCGCGAAGACAAUCUCUCUUGCCCCCUCUGUGGAAUUAUCUUCAACCAGCCCGUUGUGCUCUCCUGCAGACACAGGUUCUGUAAAACAUGCCUUCAAGACAGCUGGAGUACCCAGGACAGUGAGGACGACUGCCACUUCUGCCCUCUAUGCUGGAGACGUUCCUCCAUGAAUGAGAUUGUGGUAAACACCAUUCUGGAGAAGACCUGCGAGUCCUUCAGGAAGGAGAUGAGCAGCAGGAAUAACCCUAUGGGGUGUAAGGAACACGGAGAGACGCUCUCACUCUUCUGUCUGGACGAUCUGCAGCCCAUCUGUGUUGCGUGCCAGACGUCGGCGGUACACAAGGGGCACAGGCUCUACCCCAUUGGGGAAGGUGCACACGACUGUAAGGAGGAACUCAAGACUGCAUUGACCCCAUUGAAGGAGAAGCUGCAGCUGUUCAAGAAGGCUAUGGUCGUCUGUGAUCAAACGGCAGAGCACAUCAAGAACCAGGUUGAGCAUACUGAAAGGCAGAUAAAGGAUGAGUUUGAAACCCUUCACCAGUUCCUGAGAGAUGAGGAGGCAGCCAGAUUGAAUGCUCUGAAGGCAGAGGAGGAUCAGAAGAGUCUGCUUCUAAAGGAGAAGAUUGAGGAGAUGUCCAACGAACUGACGUCCCUCUCAAACACCAUCAGAACCGUAGAGCAAGAGAUGAGGUCUCAGGACAUCCCAUUCUUACAGAACUACAAGGAUAUCAUCAAGAGAACCUGGCAUAUGCCGCUGGAUCCAAAGAUUAUUCCUGGAACUCUGAUUGAUGUUGCAAAGCACCUGGGUUCUGUAAAGUUCAACAUCUGGGACAAGAUGAAGAGCAUCAUUCAAUAUACUCCUGUGACUCUGGACCCCAACACAGCUGCUAGCUGCUUCAUCCUGUCUGAGGAUCUGACUGUGGUCCAGUGCUGCUCGCAGGUCUUCAAGCUCCCAAACAACCCCGAGAGGUUUGACAUCAGUGCUGAGUUACUGGGCUCCGAGGGGUUCUGCUCUGGCCGCCACAGCUGGGAGGUAGAGGUAAAGGCUAACACAUACUGGGUGGUAGGUGUGGCCAGCGAGUCUAUCAACAGGAAGGGCAAGCAUGUGCUGACGCCAGCCGAGGGCUUCUGGACUAUACGCUUCCGCAAUGGCGAGCACAAGGCGUGCACGGCACCGUGGGCGCCCUUGACCAUGAUGAGGAAGGAGCCUCAGGUCAUCAGGGUGGUGUUGGACAUGGACAGGGGCAAGGUGACCUUCUUUGACCCCCGGGAGAGGACGCCCCUCUAUACGUUUACAGACCUCAUCUCACCCCGGGUGUUUCCUUACUUCUGCACUGCCUGUAAGGAACACCCACUGAGACUGCUGCCCGUCAGGCUGUCUGCUGCUGUGGUGCUCUAGAGGGCUCCAUGGGGGUUCAUUACUAACAAGCAGUGGAGGCUCAAUUACUUACAGACAGAUCCAGUUGAGUUUACUAGUCCUAGAUGAUGAAGGCUGAUCACUUGGGACCGUCUGGAAUAAAGCAUGUAAUGGUCUUA
Molecule: messenger RNA, 1983 nt
Organism: Oncorhynchus mykiss (rainbow trout)
Lineage: Eukaryota; Metazoa; Chordata; Actinopteri; Salmoniformes; Salmonidae
Gene: trim35-13
Product: tripartite motif containing 35-13
Molecular function (GO): protein binding; zinc ion binding
Source: RefSeq, a predicted model, not a curated record